Messenger RNA from Plasmopara halstedii, 864 nucleotides. Its product is annotated as ribosome biogenesis gtp-binding protein. The record is from RefSeq and is a predicted model, not a curated record. The coding region runs from base 1 to 864 and encodes 287 amino acids. Gene Ontology annotation, molecular function: GTPase activity; GTP binding. Lineage: Eukaryota; Oomycota; Peronosporomycetes; Peronosporales; Peronosporaceae. The transcript is spliced from 2 exons. Gene Ontology annotation, cellular component: mitochondrion.
AUGGCGCACGCCAGACGUCAAAUGGUGGCGCAAAUGGAUGCGAUAGAUGUAUUGAUCGAGGUCCGCGAUGCUCGUAUUCCCUGGAGCUCUGCAAAUCCUGUUCUGGAAGAGGCGUUUGGCAAGUCCAAACCUCGUAUCGUUGUCUUUAACAAGAGUGAUUUAGCCAACUCAAAUAUGGAGCAACGCGUUGAAAAGCAGUGCGAAAAUCAGUUCGGAAAAGCCACAGCCUGCCUUUUCACCUCCGUGACUAAGGGCAGACGGCUGCAGGCAAUUUUGCAAUGGUGUAACCACCACAGUCAAGCUCAGUUUAAACGUACAGCUGGCUCAAUGGUUAUGGUAGUAGGCAUCCCAAACGUCGGCAAAAGCUCGUUAAUAAAUGAAUUCAGACGACUUUCAAACUCUAGAUUGGCAAAAGGUCGAAAAAGAGCGGCGGUGGGGUCAACAGCGGGUGUCACUGUUCGCAACGACAUAAUCAAGGUGAAUGACAAGCCAGCAGUGUACGUGGUGGACACGCCCGGUGUCAUGCUGCCCAAUAUCCCGUCGGCGGAGACGGGCAUGAGGCUGGCAUUGACGGGAGCAAUUAAAGAUGAAGUCGUGGGUACUGAGCUUAUAGCAGACUACAUGUUGUUUCUAUUAAACCAAAUGAAGUCGACUAUAUAUGUGGAAUCGCUGGACCUUCCGGGUCCUGUAGAUAACAUCAGUGACUUGUUCAAGCUCGUUUAUAAACGUUGCGGUGCACUUGGCAAAGAGGCUGACGUUCAAGAUCGACUGGCGGCAAAAUUUUUGCUGGCAGAAUUUCGUCGAGGAGCUUUUGGCAAUUUUACUUUGGACCCUGUGGAAGCACUUAAUAAGCAAUAUUUGUAA